Messenger RNA from Lactuca virosa, 665 nucleotides. Lineage: Eukaryota; Viridiplantae; Streptophyta; Magnoliopsida; Asterales; Asteraceae. The record is from the annotation of a GenBank genome assembly.
CCGAAAAUUUUAAUUCUUCUAACUAUGGGAUUUGUAAAACCUUAACUAAAAGAUUCAAAUUUGCCAUAAAAAGAUAAACCCCAGUUCGGAAAUUUCACAGCAAUGGCUUCAGACGACGACGCCGGCGGCGAUGGUGGUAAUGUUAAUUUCCCUCCCCUGCUACGUACGUUAGCAAAAGGGGCCGCUAUAACCCUAGGUGGGAUCUUCACCAUCACCAUGAUCUCCACCACUGCAAUUACAUUACUCACACAACACAAACAGAAUCAAUUUGGUUCGCCAUCGUCGUCGUCAUCUAUGAAGAAAAAGAAUACAAGUUCAUGCGAUGUAUGUAGAGGGAAAGGGUUUUACAUGUGUAAAUUGUGCAAAGGGAAUGCUACAAUAGAGUGGUCUCCAUUGUAUGAUCCUGUGUUCAUAAAUCCAUGUAUUUGCCCUACUUGUGAUGCCCAUAGGAUUCAACGAUGUCUUAAUUGUUUGGGGAGUGGAUACGUUCAUGAUUCAUCAAGCUAAAGUUACAAAUGAUUGGUUUUCCUUUUGAUCCAUAUACAAUAAGUUCUUGUACCCAUGAUAGAAGUCAAUAUUUGACUUUUGAUUGUGGAAUCAGGAAUGAGUUUGUUUUUAAAAGAUAUGUUUGUGAUAAACUAUAAAAUUAUAAAAAUCUACACUCA